This is a messenger RNA of Anastrepha ludens (Mexican fruit fly), 8898 nucleotides long. RefSeq names its product elongation of very long chain fatty acids protein 7 (gene Elovl7). The record is from RefSeq and is a predicted model, not a curated record. Bases 4519 to 5628 code for a protein of 369 amino acids. Gene Ontology annotation, biological process: fatty acid elongation, saturated fatty acid; sphingolipid biosynthetic process; very long-chain fatty acid biosynthetic process. The transcript has 6 exons. NCBI's taxonomy places the organism in Eukaryota, Metazoa, Arthropoda, Insecta, Diptera, Tephritidae. Gene Ontology annotation, molecular function: fatty acid elongase activity. Gene Ontology annotation, cellular component: endoplasmic reticulum membrane.
UUAUUAAUAUUAAUAUUAUGAAUACUAGUUAAAUAUUAAGCAAGUCUACACAUUAUUGCCCAUUCCACCACUAAAAGCUGAGUUUGCUAAUAUUUUAAUAAUUUACAGCAUUUUUUAGUGUUUGUUGUGCUUUACUAAUGUGCAUAGAUAUUUUUUUGCUGCUGUAGAUUUUAUUAAUGGAAAUAAGCAUGCGAAAUCAAUUGGUUACAAUCAAAUUUGUGCAGCAAAAAUUUGAGUUUACACAAAAUUUAUGUUGAGGUGUCCGAUUUAGUCAUUAACUAUGAGGAGUGAUCUAUUUAUUUUCAUUUAUUUAUUAAAACUUUCAAAUAUAAAAAAAGAGAAAAAAGUUGUAUUAUUUUAGUACAGAUUUUUCCAUUCUGACAAUAAAUUUUUCUAAUUUUAAGUGAGUUAUGCUUUGUGCCUAUGGUAGGAAGGUAGGUGGGUCGAAAUGGCAGUCGGACUUUAAACCAACUCACGUAGACUAAUACCGAUCCAUUGAGAUUCCACAGUAGCAGUUUACCUGACAUUCCUCGUUAAACCACUUUGUUUUAAGUGCAAAUCCAUUGAUCUGGCUGACACUUAUAUCCCUAAAGUCAUCGGUAUCAUUCGAGAACGAUGAGCCAAAUUAUCGAAACCCACUGUCAUACCAUGCAGGGCAGUGUCAAAGCAGAUGUCUGACAGACUAUUCCUCCUUCUUAGGUCGAGGGACACACUCACGCUCAUGGCCCAUUCUGAUGCCGCGUAGCGAACCAGCCCUUCUUCCUCCUGAAACCAAUGUGUACUUUUCAAAAAUUUUAUGAGAUCCUUAAUUUCGACAAAGCUGAGAUCUUCCAAUUCAUUAAAGGAAUGUCCACCCAAAAUGGCGAGUCUACGUCUGGUUAGAGCAGGAUAGUGACACAGAUGGUGUGGGAUCAUCUCUUCCUCUUGUUUGUCUAGACAACUUCAACAACAACGCCCAUUCUUUAGGCGUCCCUACCGAUUAGGCAGUGCCCCGUAAUAACUGAAUUCAGUGUGUUAAGACUUCUUCUUAGUAGAAGUUCCUCUGCGUUUACCAUUAAGAGUCGGCCACAGCUGUCGGAUGAUUUUUCAAGUGCCUUCAUUAGGCCAUUUUUCAUUCGCUACUCUUACAAUUUCUUUGCGAAUACAUAGUUUACAUGUUUGCAAGGGUAUACCUAUAUCAGUGUCUAUGUACUCAUCAAUCAAGUUGGUACCGGUUUUUGCUAGUUCAUCGGCUUUGCAGUUCCCCUCAAUGUCAAUGAAACCAUGUUAUCAUUAGGUGAAAUGACUCAAUGGUAUCAAAACGACGCUUUAGUGCUACUUGGGUGGUGCCAGCCAGGUACUUCAAUAAUAUUACCUACAUACCUACCUAACUUCAAGAUCGGUAUCUCAACGUUCUCAACAAUUAGGCAUCCAUGCAUCGACUGUUUCCAUGCAUGUUGACGUGCUCAUGGUGGGCAUUUAAAAGAGGUCAUGAGGUGAAACCUGAAAUAAGCUAAAUUUUGACAUGUCUUAUUUCAAAACAAUAUCUAGGUAUAUCUUCUGAAAGACCCUUUAUUAUGUAUACAAUCAAAGACCAUUUAAAUAAAAUUCUGUCUUAGUUUUCGUAUUUUAGCGCGUUUUAACAAUAAAACAAGAAAUUAAAUUAUUAUUUUUAUGUUGCUUUUUCGAGUUCAAUUAGAAUGCAUCUCCAAGAACUCUUGACUGGCCGAUCUUUAUCAACGUUUCAUACAUCCUCUGAAAAGUCCUUGCCAGGCUGCAAAGAGGUAGUGUCACCACAAUCUUUUAGUAUUACAUUUGGGCUUACGAAAUAUUCCCUUUUCCUAGUAACUAAGUAAUAUGUGGUUAUAUAUGCGGCAAAAUAUCGCCCCACUUUGAAGAUAAGAGAAAACCAAUUGGUAGACUUUUAGUUGCUUUUUAGAGGUUGGUGCAAUAUUUUCGUUACUCUCCAGAACUUUUUUUCUCAAUAAGGAAAACAACUGAGAUGCUAUUUAUACAGCCUCCCUGGGCAGUUUUUCUCCUAAUUACGCUUAAAAAUCCCUUAACCGCCUUCAUUGGGAGAUUCGCCUUAAAAGCGUGUGGUAAGAUGAUCAGUGAAUGUGGCAAAUAUUUUUAUUUAUUUUAUUUGAAGGCUCAAUACCAAUCCAUAACUAAGGGAAAUCGAAAAAAUAGAUACCCAACUCCAGAUCUUUGUAUUGCCAUUCUUAUACGAUGUUUUCUGUUUUUUGUCAGUCUAUUGUACUGCACUCGGAUUCCCUUUUUUAUUUUCUUUAAAUCUACUCGACCUCCGAAGAAAUCUGAGUAGAUCUUAUAGUGCCAAGGAGCCAAGGAGCCAAGGUGGUCGCUUCUUAAUACAUCAGUGCCAAUGACCUCAAGCCUGAUUCGAGCGAAGGCUGGGCAGACGCACAGAAAGCGGUCCACCGCCUCAUCCUCCUCUCGACAUGCUGAGCAGACUGCACUGUCUGAGAUGCCCACCUUUUCCAUGUGAUUUGCUUAUAGGAAGUGGCCCGUCAUCAAUCCAACCAGCCGCCUACAGUCCCCUCUGCUCAAUGACAGUAGGAUCUGCGACAGUCGGUCGGGCAUGACAGGUAACAUCAGUUUUGUCCAUCUGCAGCCUCUCUCAGCCUGCCAAACUCGCUUGUGGGUUAGAGUAACCCGUUUGCUAACCGUGGCUUUGAUGGCUGUAGAAGAGAGUGGCAGAACGGGUUUCGGCCCAUGGCAUUAUGCAAUAAUUAUUACUGCAAACUUUUUUGUUAAUAAAUGAUGGAUUUUCAGCAAUGACAACGUUAGUAUAACAGAGGAAAUUAAAAAGUUUUUAUCAACACAAAAAAGUAGAUGAAGUUGCAUUCUACAGCGAAUGUCAUACAGUUUCUGAACUACCGAACACCGGGAUAUUAUUUUUUAUUUUUAUAUUUUUAAUUUAUUGGAGGUUUGCCAUACCAAAAUUCUAUGAAUUUGUCAUUCGAAUAAAUUCCCAAGAAAUAAAACUGUAUACCAGCGAAUGCACCUAGCAGCAAUUCAAUGCGCUGGAAAUUUUUGUUCAAAACAAAUCAAAUAUUUUAUAAAAAAUAUAACUGUGUUUGUAAAUAGAAUAUAACCAAGAUGCAUUAGUUUCGCUCACCGAGCGCGUGGCCAACAACAGCGACGGCACAUCUGCAGCAUUCAAACGCUCAUUAAUUAGCCGCCCAGUUGGCAGACAGUGUUACCAGAAUGCAUUGAAAGCCAUUAUAUAAUAAAAAUUUAAACAGUUAAUUUGAUUGCAACGUACAGCACACGACAGGCCAGUUUUAUUACAGAAAAGUCAAUAUAAAUAGAAACAACGAAGACACAAACACACACACACAUAUGCAUGCUAAACGUGUGUAUGUAUAGUAUAUUGAAAAUGUGUAGCUAUUUAUUGGAGUUUAGUAUUUAUGUGAAAGAACCCAGCUGGAGCGGGUGUUAAUUAUAAGGAGGCAAUAAAAAACAACAACCUAUUUACGCAAAGCGCUAAAAUCAAUUGCUCUUUAUAUACAUAUAUGAGGCCCAAACAAAUUUUAUUUUUCUCGAUGCUACAAUCUAAAUUUGUUUGUAUAAAAUGAUAAUACAAAUAAAAUAAAUUAACUGUUUGGUAUAAAAUGUUGACAGGUCGAUAUUAUUUAAUUUCCUAUUUUAAUUUAAUCCCGGAAAUGCCAACAACAAUGGAACUCUAUGCUUAACUGGAAAAAAAUAUUUAAACUAGUUUUUAUGUGGACCUUGAAAAUAUAAUAUAAUUUUUUUUAAUUUUAUUUUUUUAAUUUGGUUAGUAUUCAGGCUUGAAUAUUGAAUACAAAAAUGUUGAGUAAGUAGUUUGACAGCUGCCACAUCCCUUAUCUUCACUUUAUGAUGCCAAACCAAAGCAUUAUUUAUUUUUCCCUCAGGACGCUUAAAGAGAGAGCUUUCAGAGUAUUUACGGCAAUUUGAUUGACAUUUGAUUUCCGAUUUAGUUGAAAAUUCUUAGAAAUCAAAACAAAAUUUCCAGCAGGGCCACUUAUUUACACAAAUGUUUCUGCUUUAGCAUUUCUCUCUACAAAGAAGAGAUAAGGGCGAACACUCUGCCGUGCGAAGUGGGUUUGAGGUUGUAGGGGGUUGAUUCCUUAUACGUAUGUUUUUGUAGUAUUUGCUAAAUUGCGAUAAACAUUUACUAUAACUCGGGUAUGUGUAUGUAUGCGCAACCUAUAGAGGUGAGUGAAACACACGGCAGUUACUCAUGUGACGUGCCGAUAUCUAACAAGUAUAAGAGCAUUGGUUAGAGCGGUGAAGACGCGGCGCCAGCAAACACCGGCCUCCACAAAACAAAUGGUUUUUUUUUCUUGAUUUUUCAACUUCGGUAAUAGUAACUGUUAGUAGAUGUGCGUAGGUCUAUGAAACCGGCAGUAAAUGCAACAGGCAGUAGGUUGAUUAGUCAAUUGCAUAUUAUUUGCUUGGUUUGGUCGCCGGACAAAUCGUGCGAAACUUGACGCGGCGUCGUGGUAGCGAUGCAAAUGGUCAAUUCGACCUUGCAUGCAAUGCAAUACGGUUGUAAUUCUAUAUAUCGAUUGGAUAAGUGCAGUUGAAGAAAUAACAAAACGAAAACAAAAAACUAUGGACUACUACAUCAACACAAUUUACGCUGGCUGGCGUGAUCUCAUGGACAACAAAUCCGAUCCGCGCACGCGAGAUUGGCCAUUAAUGAGUUCACCAUUCCCCACCAUUGCAAUCAGUUUGUCCUACGCAUACUUUGUGAAGGUACUUGGUCCCAAAUUGAUGGAAAACAGAAAACCUUUUGAAUUGCGCAAAGUCUUAAUCGUUUACAAUUUUGCGCAAGUACUAUUCAGCGCUUGGUUAUUCUAUGAGUCCUGCAUUGGUGGUUGGUUGAAUGGUUACAACAUCAGAUGUGAGCCUGUGGACUAUUCAAAUUCGCCAAGCGCGUUAAGGGUUGCUCGAGGUUGUUGGUGGUACUACAUCUCCAAAUUCACCGAAUUCUUCGAUACACUAUUUUUCGUGAUGCGCAAACGCUAUGAUCAAGUGUCGACACUGCACGUCAUCCAUCACGGCAUUAUGCCCUGCUCCGUUUGGUGGGGCGUGAAAUUCACACCCGGCGGGCAUUCGUCAUUCUUCGGUUUUCUCAACACCUUCGUACACAUCAUCAUGUACACCUACUACAUGUUGGCUGCCAUGGGACCCAAAGUACAAAAGUAUUUGUGGUGGAAGAAAUAUCUCACUGUCUUGCAGAUGAUCCAAUUCGUAUUGGUUAUGGUGCACUCAUUCCAGUUGUUCUUCAAAAACGAUUGCAAUUAUCCCAUUGGCUUUGCAUACUUCAUUGGCGCGCAUGCGGCUAUGUUCUAUUUCCUCUUCUCGGACUUCUACAAACAGGCCUAUCUGAAGCGAGAGCAGAAGAAGGACAGACUAGCAGCCAAUGGCAAGCUGAGCAACGGCUAUGCAAAUGGCGCAUUGAAAGCCAAUGAAGAGCAGCAGUUCAAAGAGAUUAACGGCAACCUCAAAGUGCAGGAUAAUAACAAAUUUGAUGGUUACUACAAAUCCACACUGGCGUCGCAAUCGCCAAGUCUCACUACAACAACAGCAACAGGAACAACAACGAGACAGCGGGUCUUUGCCACGGCGAAUAAUUAAUUUAUAAAAAUCUUAUCUAAUAAUUUAAAAAAAAGUAAAAAAACGAAAAAUAGAUAUUUAACUUUAAGUUACUCGCUCUUAAGGCUUUUGUAGUUAUUUGUAUGAGAAUGUACGUUAAAAGCAAAAGAAAAACAUUAAACAACAAUUAAAUGAAUGUAAAAAAUUUUCAAAAAUUUGUACAGACACAUACAUGCGCAUAGAUACAAGAAAAAAGAAAAAUGAAAAAUAAUUACAUACUUAAGUUGUACUUAAAGGAGUAUUUUAAAUGUCAAGUCACCUAGACUUGUAUGUAUGAAAAUAAAUUUAAAAAAUAAUAAUCCGGAUAAUACUUGAAAUGCAAGUAAACAAAAAUGACGGAAUUAUGCAGCUGAAGUAAUAAGAGCAGUACGAAAGAAAGAUGGAUGGAAGUGUGGCCUUCUUAGAUUUUCCAAAAGUGGGGAAGAACAGACUAUUAUUUGGGUACUCACUUGAAUUGUGUUCGCCAUAAGUAUGUGAUUCGAAAUUACAUUUGUGGAUAUUCCUCAAUAAUGCUUAUGCUUUUAUGCUUAUGUAUCACAAUUACUUUUUUUUAUUCAAAUUAGUGCUGAAUUUAGUGCUGAAAAAUAAGCACUAACAAUAACAUUUAAAGAUUUUACAGUUAUCGAAUUUCAAAUUAUUAAAAAUUAUGUGAUAUUCUAAGUCCUUGGAAUGAUUAUGCCAAGGUAAAAAAAUGAAUUCUAAACGAUCUUCACACGCAAAAGUUCUCAUUAUCGGCGUGCGCAAUUACCAGUCCUUGACGCAGAUAACGAGAACUUUUGCGUGUGAAGAUCGUGCAGAAUUGGAUGCUUAUUCUCAUGUUCUAUAAUAAAAUGUCCAACUACAGGUUCAAAACACUCUAAUAGCCUUAGGUAGAAACAUCCAUCAAAGUGGUGAAAUUUGUGAAAAAAAAUUUGCCCAAAUAAUGCUUAAAAAAAUCACCGAAUUCAGCGAAGCAAUUAAAUACAGGAAAUUCAUAUCAAAAAAGUCGAUAAUACAAGGUGAAGUCCAAAAUAAACAAGACUGGCCUGAUAAAAAUGUGUUUGAUGGCGCCAUCUUUUUAAUGAGUUAGUGUGUUUGGAAGUUACAUCCCUAGCUUACUUCCAGUGAAAGCUUGGUGACAUUCGGUUCAGUUUCUCUUUUAGCUCAGUCUUGUUAAUUUUGGACCUGUAGGUCUGUUCCCUAAGCGAAUAAUUUAUAAACAUGUUUGCAAAUUAUCAAAUUUUGAUGUUCAUGUAACCAAAAAAGUGCAAAGUAGGGUAGAGUGAGAGAGUAAAAUGGCAUUUCAUGUAGAGAGGAAGUUGCAAUUUUUACUGGAUAAACCUUUACCUGUAAGAAAAACACCUGAUCACAAAGUAAAAAUAAACAAGAAUUCAAGUUUGCGAAUUGAGUCAAAGUUCUAAAUUUAAAUAAAAAAAUGUAUUAAAAUGGAGAAUGAAAUGGAAGAAAUUAUUGUGGGUAAACAUAAAUUAUGUGAUGCUCAACUCGUUAUUUGCAUUUUAUGUGCUAAGUUUUUUAUUUUUUUUUUUUAAUUUAAUACGAGAUAACUCAACCCAACUUUUUUUUUAGUUUUUUGUGAUUUUUCCCGCUAAAAAUUAAAUCAGCUGUUCGUAAAACCUUCAAAUUAUUACUGGUUUUGCGUUCAUGUACUUUUUUUUAGAUAUUUUUUCCAUUGAGAGGGAAUUCUCGUAAAUUAGAUUACUGACAAGUUACUGCAUAAUUUUUACAUGAACAGGCCCAAUAGAAAACUCAGGCGUGCACUUUAAUUAGUCAGUAUGAGAAAUUCAUAAAGUUAAACCGAUUGUAACUACUCUUCUUCAAGCAUUUUCUUCAAAAUGCGGUAAGUACGGAAAUGCAUCCCGCACUGGAAAAAUAGUUUAUUUUUACGAUUAUUGAAAGACCAAUGAAGUCAUGGCUGUGGAAUAAUAAUUUCUGAGCGAAGUUGGUAGUGCUAGAAAUUAUUUCGACAUGCAACGCUUGAAAUAUCUCUUCCAAUUAGCGAACAAAAAUCCAAAAUUGAAAUGAAGCUCGCAUCCUCUAAAUGAUUUAUAAGUGGCGCAGCGCUGAUACAUGGGACAAGCCAUGUUUUUCCGCAAAUUGCUCAGCCUGAUUUGAAGAUUUUUCAUUUUUUAUUCACAAAUAAAUAAUAUUUUUCAUAUGACAUGUAUUUAAAAAAAAAUUCAAAUGGAAAAUUAAAAAAAAAAAAUCCAACAAAUAAAAUUUUGAAGAUAAUAUCAAAGAAGAUAAUAUCAUUGAAGAUAAUAUCAUAAAUUCAUGAGCAUACCUCCAACGCAUAAAGGCAACAUUGUAAAAUAUAAGCCAAAUGUCAGAAAAUGAAUAUAGAAAGUUGCCUUAUUAUUAAUAUAUUAUUUCCUAAGGUCCCAGAGAUAAAUGGACCAAAGCUGCCUUAUUACCUCACCUUUAUUAUUCCGCCAUGAGUAAAUAGUAAACUUCCGUGAAUAUUUAUCAAGACGCAUUUAUUAAUGAAGAUGGCACUAGACCAACAACAACGUUUUGUAUAAUACAUUUGACUGUCAUGACAAAAGAUAAUAGAAAAGAAAAAGAAUAUAGAAAAGAAAAAGAAAAUAGAAAAGUAAAGGACGAACUGCGUUGCCGCACAGUCGACUUGCAAUUGGAGUCAGCAGCAUACGAAUGGAGCGGCUUUUCGUCACACGGUGAAAGAAAUAAAAACCAAAUCAAUUGGUCUACUGAAAUCACCUUUAAUAGAUUCGGCUUGAUAUUUGUGUAUUUGAUAAAUGAAAAAAAAAAAGAAUUGUAAAAAUUAGGUGGUCUCAAUAAGUGAAAAUUUGGAAAUCAAGUUAAAACGAACAGAACUUCAGCACAAAAUAUGAAUGCUUGUGCGUUUUACUUACCCUAUAUACCUAUGUAUUUCUUUAUUCUUCUUCUUACAAUUACAUACAUACAUACAAACAUUUUAUUCAAUAUACCUUUGUGAUUCUUUUGUACUUAACGCCAAACUUAUUUUUUUUUGUUUUUUUUGGUUUUAUGAAGAGCAUACAACAUGAUUUGCAUUAAAUUCUGUGAUUUGUUGUUGUGCUGUUAAACCUUUUUAGUAUUUUCUGUGUUGGUGUACUUGUAUUUUUUGUGGUUCAGUGACUUUUCAAGAUAUUAGUUUUGUAUAAAGGCAGCUGCAUAGACAUAUUUAUACAUACAUACGUGUGCAAUUAAAAAAAAAAACAAAAACAACAUCAAGCAAAACUACUCAAUCAAAUCAUGCUAUGCUGUAAAAUACUA